Messenger RNA from Zeugodacus cucurbitae (melon fly), 873 nucleotides. RefSeq lists its product as uncharacterized. Bases 83 to 757 code for a protein of 224 amino acids. The record is from RefSeq and is a predicted model, not a curated record. NCBI's taxonomy places the organism in Eukaryota, Metazoa, Arthropoda, Insecta, Diptera, Tephritidae. The transcript has a single exon.
UAAAUCAGUUCAAAGUAAACCUUUGAGAGCUAAAUACAUCUUCUAUUGAUUUAGAAAUCAAAUAACCAGUGUCGAAUACAAAAUGCGUGUCUUUAUCGUGUGCUGCUUGCUCGCUGUUGCCUCUGCCGACAAACUGGGCUACAAUUAUCAUCCUGUCGGACAUUCAGAUAGUGGACUUUCCUUCGCACCAGGCGGUAGCAGUGGUGGAUCCGGUGGUGUUGGUCCAGCUGCGUCCGGUCCAGCGUACUCAGCACCAGCACCAGUUGCCGAAUACGAAAAGGAAUUCUACACAUAUAGUGCCGAUGAGAACGACUUCAGUGAACCAGCUGACAAUGGUCAAGUGGUCGAAUCAUUGAAGAAGAACUUGCGUGUCAUCUUCAUCAAGGGACCCGAAGGCAAUGGCUUGGAGAAAGCUGCUGCCAACCUCGCCAGACACGUUUCCGAAGAGAAGACCGCCAUUUAUGUAUUGCAGAAACAAGCCGAUUUGGGCGGUUUGGCUAACCAAUUGCAGGCUCAACACGAUGUGCAACGCAGCAAACCCGAAGUACACUUCGUCAAAUAUCGCACACCCGAGGAUGCUGCCAACGCUCAACGCGCCAUCCAACAGCAAUACGAUCAAUUGGAAGGUAAAUCUCAAUCGCACGAUGGUGGUGUUGCUCCAGUUCACAACUAUGCAUCUCCUGCUGCUCAACCAGCUCCACGUCCAGUUAGCGCUCCUGGUGCUUCUUACCUGCCAUCCUCGAUUCUCCGCUUCUAAGAAGUUAAGGAGUAACUGGUUAUUGUUAUGACUUCGAAAAUCCACAGACUGAUGUUGUUAUUGAUUGUUGAUUAGUGUUAAUAAAGAAUAUUUUUUUAAAUUUUUACGCAAACAAA